CCCUCCGGUCACGCGCCCGGCGUUAUACGCGUGUGUUUGUGUCACGUGACGCGGCGGCGCCGCCAUGCUGUCCCGGCUGCUGAAGGAGCACCAGGCCCGCCAGAGCGAGCGGCGCGAGCUGCAGGAGCGGCGCCGCCGGGACGCCAUCGCGGCCGCCACCCGCCUCACCGAGGCCCUGGUGGAUCACCUGAACGUGGGGGUGGCCCAGGCCUACGUGAACCAGCGCAAGCUGGACCAGGAGGUGAAGACGCUGCAGGUGCAGGCGGCUCAGUUCGCCCGCCAGACCGGCCAGUGGAUCGCCAUGGUGGAGAGCUUCAACCAGGCCCUCAAGGAGAUCGGCGACGUGGAGAACUGGGCCAGGAGCAUCGAGCUGGACAUGAGGACCAUCGCCACCGCCCUCGAGUACGUCUACAAGGGGCAGCUGCAGCCCUCCUGCUCCUGAGGGACCCCCCAAAACCCCCCCCGGGACCCCC
This is a messenger RNA of Melospiza melodia melodia, 473 nucleotides long. It is a transcript of the gene BLOC1S1, whose product is annotated as biogenesis of lysosomal organelles complex 1 subunit 1. The record is from RefSeq and is a predicted model, not a curated record. Lineage: Eukaryota; Metazoa; Chordata; Aves; Passeriformes; Passerellidae. Gene Ontology annotation, cellular component: BLOC-1 complex. Gene Ontology annotation, biological process: endosomal transport.